This is a messenger RNA of Armigeres subalbatus, 1948 nucleotides long. Its product is annotated as zinc finger protein 239-like. The coding region runs from base 183 to 1832 and encodes 549 amino acids. The record is from RefSeq and is a predicted model, not a curated record. Lineage: Eukaryota; Metazoa; Arthropoda; Insecta; Diptera; Culicidae. The transcript is spliced from 5 exons. Gene Ontology annotation, biological process: regulation of transcription by RNA polymerase II. Gene Ontology annotation, molecular function: DNA-binding transcription factor activity, RNA polymerase II-specific; zinc ion binding. Gene Ontology annotation, cellular component: nucleus.
AUUUUUUACUGUGUAAUAGAAACAUAUGUUUCAUGUCAAAAAAUGUAAACAAUGUUUACAGCAGUGUUGUAGUUCUCAUCGUUCUCAUAAUUUAAAAUCUUUGGAUUAGAUCAAGGCUUACAAUCGACACUUCUUAAACGGGAAACAGGCAGCUACGGCGAACUGCCAAAAUUGUUUCGCAAAUGGAGAACGCCCAGAUUGAUUCCUUCCAACUGUUACCAAGCGGAGACCCUUGUCGACUGUGUCUCAAGAAGUGCGAACAAUCCUACGGCCUUUACGUAAACUCCCCGGACGGAAUUUUGCGAGAGCUACCGAAAAAGAUACUGGACUGCAUUGCAUUGGUUGUGACCGACAACGAGCCGCACAUCUUUUCCAAACUGGUGUGCAGCGAUUGUAUCUGCAAGCUAGACUACUUCUAUGAGUUUCGAGAAAAUUGCCGUAAAUGUCAGGCGUUCUUCAGCGAAAUGCUUAUGUUCUGUCAAGCGGAAGCUGCUAUCGAACGUCAGCAGGAACAACAGCAGCAACAUGCUCAUGAUGUCCAUCAACAGAUACUGCCAGAAAUUAGCUUUCCUGGGCACGACUUCUUAAUGGACGGAAGCACUAAUAAGGAUUAUGAGUACAUCAUCCAAAGCCUGGAGAAGGAGGACAUUUUGUUUUCUGCCAACGUAGAGGCUCUAGAGUUGAAAAAGGAGCUAGAGUUUUCGAUUCAGCAAAAUCAGCAGGAAGAGAAAUUUAUUCCUAUGGUCGAAUCCUCAGGGCCGGAAGGUGUAAUCCCUAGCGAAGAAACUUGUUUUAAUAAUCUGGAAGCAAUAGUGGAAUCCAUUGCGCAGCAGAACGCUUCCGUGGGAUAUGCAAUCACCGAAACUGUUCCGGGGAACGAUCUCGAUUAUGACGAUUUUGUGGGUAUUGAAACAGUAGACGACAACAGAGAUGCUUCAAUUUCAGAGAUUCAACUUCAGCAAAUUAUCGAGGAGCCUCCAAAGUACGAGUCUGCAAUAGUAACUGUUGCUGUCCCAUUAGCGUCAGAUGAAACUACGGAGAAAGUUGAUCCUGCGGAAUCCCAAACCGUGGUUGGGCAGAUACCUCUUAUGCAAGCCCCAAAUGACCGCACAUGUGAUAUUUGUGGAAAAGUCUGCUCCACUCGCACAAAACUGAAAAUCCACCGAAACACGCACCUCAACGUGAUUCCAUUUCAUUGUACCUUUGAAGGUUGCCUCAAAGCAUUCAAAUCAAAGAAAGGUUUGGAUGAACACAUGGCGAAUCACACUGGAAAUUUUGCACUGUCUUGUAACAUUUGCGGAAAAGGCUUCUUGAAGCAGAGCAACCUAACUAGUCAUCUCAGGACUCACGCGGAUCAAAAAACAUUCCGCUGCAACAUUUGUAAGCAAGCCACCUUUAAGAGCAAGAAAGCUCUCCUCGAUCACAGAAAUCGUCACCUAGGUUUGAAACCGUUCGAAUGUGAUCAAUGUGGGAAGCAGUUUACCAAUCAAUAUCUUCUGGAACAGCACGAGAAGGUCGUCCACACCGGGGUUCGGUUCUCAUGUCCUCAGUGCGAUAAAACAUUCACCUGUAAAAGUUAUCUGAAGGUACAUCAACGGAUACACCAGAAUGUUCGACCGUUCACGUGCGAAGUUUGCAACCGAGGGCAUGUAACGAGGCGGGAUUUGGAAGUGCACAUGACUUUGCACACCGGAGUAAAGCGAUUUGUCUGUGACGUGUGCGGUAAGGAUUUUGCACGUUUGAAUGCACUAACGUUUCACAGGAGAAUACAUGAGCCCCGUAGAAAAAGUUCCGAGAAUAAAGAGGAGGAUUUGCCUACGGCAAAUGAGUAGUAGAUUAAUAACGUCUUUAUUAACUUAAUAGAAAAGAAAAAUCAUUUCAGUUUUCACUAACCGAUUGCUCAUUGAGCCGGUGACAGCUAAAGUGGUACAUUUUGUAACCUCUCAAA